This is a messenger RNA of Sorex fumeus (smoky shrew), 1981 nucleotides long. RefSeq names its product cholinergic receptor muscarinic 4 (gene CHRM4). Lineage: Eukaryota; Metazoa; Chordata; Mammalia; Eulipotyphla; Soricidae. Gene Ontology annotation, cellular component: synapse; dendrite; plasma membrane. Gene Ontology annotation, molecular function: G protein-coupled acetylcholine receptor activity; G protein-coupled serotonin receptor activity. The record is from RefSeq and is a predicted model, not a curated record. Gene Ontology annotation, biological process: adenylate cyclase-inhibiting G protein-coupled acetylcholine receptor signaling pathway; G protein-coupled receptor signaling pathway, coupled to cyclic nucleotide second messenger; chemical synaptic transmission.
CGCCGUUGGGUGGCCGGCCCCGGGCGGGCGGCGCGUCCCCUCCAGGAUUGGCUGCCUCCCCGUGACAUCACGCGGCUCGGGGGAAAAGUGCGAGCGUGAGCGCGAGUCGGAGCCACAGCGCAGGGAGCUGCGGGCGGAGCAGGGGCCGCCCCUCGGCACCCCGUCCCCGCCCCCGGCCCGCAGCCCGCCGCCGCCCCGCCCGCCGGCCCGCCGGGCCCCGCCGUCUGUCCGGCGCGAGGGGAGCGGGGCGGAGGUGUCUGGCACCAGCCACCCACCCCCUUGCUCAGCAAGAUGGCAAACUUCACCCCAGACAACGGCAGUGCAGGGAACCAGUCUGUGCGCCUGGUGACAGCCCAGAACCGCUACGAGACGGUAGAGAUGGUCUUCAUCGCCACGGUGACGGGCUCGCUGAGCCUGGUGACCGUGGUGGGCAACAUACUGGUGAUGCUGUCCAUCAAGGUCAACAGGCAGCUGCAGACCGUCAACAACUACUUCCUGUUCAGCCUGGCCUGCGCCGACCUCAUCAUCGGCGCCUUCUCCAUGAACCUCUACACCGUGUACAUCAUCAAGGGCUACUGGCCCCUGGGUGCCGUGGUCUGUGACCUGUGGCUGGCCCUGGACUACGUGGUGAGCAACGCCUCGGUCAUGAACCUUCUCAUCAUCAGCUUCGACCGGUACUUCUGCGUCACCAAACCCCUCACCUACCCGGCCCGGCGCACCACCAAGAUGGCUGGCCUCAUGAUCGCGGCCGCCUGGGUCCUGUCCUUCGUGCUCUGGGCACCCGCCAUCUUGUUCUGGCAGUUUGUGGUGGGUAAGCGGACCGUGCCAGACAGCCAGUGCUUCAUCCAGUUCCUGUCCAACCCGGCGGUGACCUUCGGCACGGCCAUCGCCGCCUUCUACCUGCCCGUCAUCAUCAUGACGGUACUCUACAUCCACAUCUCGCUGGCCAGCCGCAGCCGGGUCCACAAGCACCGGCCCGAAGGCCCCAAGGAGAAGAAGGCCAAGACGCUGGCCUUCCUCAAGAGCCCCCUGAUGAAGCAGAGCAUCAAGAAGCCCCCGCCCGGGGUCGCGGCCCGAGAGGAGAUGCGCAAUGGGAAGCUGGAGGAGGCCCCUCCCCCAGCGCUGCCACCCCCGCCACGCCCCGUGCCGGACAAGGACACUUCCAAUGAGUCCAGCUCAGGCAGUGCCACCCAGAACACCAAGGAGCGACCCCUCACGGAGCUGUCCACCACAGAGGCCACCACCCCCGCCACGCCCGCACCCUCCCUCCAGCCCCGGGCCCUCCACCCCGCCUCCAAAUGGUCCAAAAUCCAGAUCGUGACGAAGCAGACGGGCAACGAGUGCGUGACGGCCAUCGAGAUCGUGCCGGCCACACCCGCCGGCAUGCGCCCGGCUGCCAACGUGGCCCGCAAGUUUGCCAGCAUUGCCCGCAACCAGGUCCGCAAGAAGCGGCAGAUGGCGGCCCGGGAGCGCAAGGUGACACGGACCAUCUUCGCCAUCCUGCUGGCCUUCAUUCUCACCUGGACGCCCUACAAUGUUAUGGUCCUGGUGAACACCUUCUGCCAGAGCUGCAUCCCCGAAACAAUGUGGUCCAUCGGCUACUGGCUGUGCUACGUCAACAGCACCAUCAACCCCGCCUGCUACGCGCUCUGCAACGCCACCUUCAAAAAGACCUUCCGGCACCUGCUGCUGUGCCAGUACCGCAACAUCGGCACCGCCAGGUAGGCGCCAGGCUGCCCGAGGAGCGGCUGGUGGCCGAGCGCUGGGGACCACAUGGGAGAGACCCGUGAGGGCAGCGCCCGCGCUCAUGUUCGCUGGAGAGAAGCGAGGUCCCCGGGAGCCCUUCUCUCAAGGCUCAGGCUGCAGUGGGUCGGGGGUCCAAGAAGGGUCGGGACACUGGGCCAUCCCUGCAGGCCUGCCUUAGGGAGGAGGGCACUGGGGGGAGGGUCCCUGGCCUGUGCGGCCACCUGCCCCACCAGCA